AUGAACUCAAUUUCCACAGAACCUUCCUCCAAACUUCUCUGGUGGAAAAUUGGUCUUGGUGUUUCACUGGCAGCAGUUGUUGUUUUGACUGUGAUCUUGAUUGUUCUCAGUCUUUCAGCUUUCCAAGGCCCCUCUGAAACAGGGCAGAUGGUUGUUCAACAUCCAGUGGUUCUCUCCACACAUUUAUGUGGCUCAAAUGACAGCAGUCUGAAGGACCAUUUCUAUAAGCUCCCGAAAAAAAAUUCGUGCACCUCAGCAGAUGCCUCGUGUUUAUCUACUCCUUCUGAAGUCUGCAUACUCUUACCGAAGGCCCCCAUCACUGCAGUAGUCAAUGAAACAGUACUCAUCCCCGUCGAAGUUGAAGUCCCCAAAUCUGAUUGGGACUUCAUUGAGAUCCAGUGGCACCACGUCACAGAAAGUCCCCAAGACUUAAUUCUGAAGUUUGCGCUGAGGUCAUGCAGUGCAAGCAGCACCACGCAGAAGUGGUGGGAACGUAGCUGCAUCCUCUUCUUAGAGGUGAUGCCGACACAUCGGUGGAAGAAGUCAGUCAUGACAAAUGCUUGGCUGGUUAUCUGGAAUGUACAACGGAAAGACGCUGGGAGAUACCAAGUCACAGUGAAAUCCAACAACAUGAGCGACGCGUGCAGUUUUGUAGAACUUGCCGUGUCUGGCGGAGAUUGUGAAGAAAGCAGAAACCUACUUUUAGCAUAGAAGAAUGUCAGAGACAUAAUUUCUCAAGCUGUUGUUUCGAGAGGCA
Messenger RNA from Elgaria multicarinata webbii, 757 nucleotides. RefSeq lists its product as uncharacterized. NCBI's taxonomy places the organism in Eukaryota, Metazoa, Chordata, Lepidosauria, Squamata, Anguidae. The coding region runs from base 1 to 711 and encodes 236 amino acids. The transcript has 4 exons. The record is from RefSeq and is a predicted model, not a curated record.